Hemicordylus capensis (graceful crag lizard) is the source of this 3553-nucleotide messenger RNA. RefSeq names its product neurochondrin (gene NCDN). Bases 290 to 2443 code for a protein of 717 amino acids. Lineage: Eukaryota; Metazoa; Chordata; Lepidosauria; Squamata; Cordylidae. Gene Ontology annotation, cellular component: dendrite. Gene Ontology annotation, biological process: neuron projection development; regulation of neuronal synaptic plasticity. The record is from RefSeq and is a predicted model, not a curated record. The transcript is spliced from 7 exons.
CUGCGGAGAGCGGUGAGCGUGAACGCUGGCAGGAGGUGAGGUAAGGGAGCAGCGAAGGUAGGUGCUGCCUGGGGAAAGGCGGAGGGGCGGCUUCUGGAAGUGCCAGCAGCAGAAUCAAGAGGGUUGUUUGUGGAGGACCAGGGGGCUUUCUCGGUCUUGGCGUUGCGGGGAGCGACUUUCUUACAGAAGCUGAUUGAGUGGGUGACCAGUUCCUCUCUCCUCCACGAUAGACUGCACCUGUCCCUGGAGACUCGUCGGUGACCGAGUGGGAAUCGUGAUACUCGGCAAAAUGGCUUCAAGUGCAGGAAUCGCUGCUGCUGCUGAUGUUCUGAGCAGCAAGAAUCUCGCUCUGGAGAGGUGUCUUGAUGUGCUGAAAGAUGCAAGUAAUGACAGUGAACAGUUUGCUGCUUUGCUUCUGGUCACCAAAGCAGCCAAAGCUGGAGAAAUUGACUCCAGUACCCGCCGGAGGAUCUUCGAUGCAGUCGGCUUCACGUUCCCAAAUCGCCUUUUGGCCACCAAAGAACCCCCGGAGGGCUGCCCCCAGCACACCUUUCAAGCCCUCGGCCUCACGCUGCUGGCCUGUUUCUGCACCGACCCAGAUCUGGCGCGACAUUCCCAGAUCCUAAACAAAAUCCCGACUUUCAGCGAUGUGAUUCUAGCUACCAAGCCAGGAGACAGUUCUUGUAGCUCCAUGAUCGAUGAUGCCUACCAGUGCCUCGGUGCGAUCUUGGCCACUCCCAAGGGGCCCAGGGAGCUGGUGAACAGGGGAGCCCUCUCGGCACUGUGUGAAGCCUACGUCAACCAUGGCUACGGCUACGACCAGGCUCUUCAGCUGCUCGUGGGGCUUUUGACGAUUGUGGAAGCUAAGUGUUGGCAGAGAGCCACUUCUGACCUCCUGGGUGUACUGAAUGCACUCGGUACCGAGUUCCAGAAGGCGGAAGACGUGACCAAAUUCCAGCUGUGCGAAGUCCUGCCCCACUUUGUCCCUCCCCGCCUCCCGGUGGACUCCGCCUGCCUGCCGUCCCUCUAUCGAGGCCUCUCCAGCAUUCUGACCAGCAAGCUGAGUGCGUCCCAGCGGGACCCUGCCCUGAUGCUGGCGGCCUGCCUGGCUCAGGCCUGUGGGUCCAAGUGGGUUCCAGCCGGGAGCUCUGGCGGCAAGUUCUUUGCCUUGCUGGCCAACUUGGCGUGUGUGGAAGUCCGCCUGUCUCUGGAGGAGCUGGACCUGGCCGAGGUGGACAAGAAGCAGGAGCUGGUGGCCGCUUGCUACUCCCUGAUGGAGCUCGCCAUUCUGGAGUGCACGAAGGAGGAGGGCUCUCUGCUGCGAGAGACACAGAAAGUGCAGCUGGUGGGGAUCCUGGAGGAGGCUUUUGGGGCUGUCAUUCACUACCUGAGACAGGUAGGGCGGGAGAAGCAAACGGACCCUUUCAUCUUCGCCUCUGUCCGAAUCCUUGGGGUCUGGCUGGCCGAAGAAACGUCCUCCCUCAAGCAGGAGAUCUGUGACCUCCUCCCUUUUCUCAUGCAUUAUGCCAAGACCCUGUUCGAAGAGGAGAGGAAGGUCAAAAGCGGUUUGCAGCAUGAGAUGGAGCAGGCUGGGCAAAGCUGCACCCAGAAGCCAAUGUUGCGAAGGGAUGCUCUCAGGUUUCUGUUACCUGGACUAAGCCAUCUGACUGCAGAGGAUCGACCCCGUGAGAUCCUCAUUUCAGAAGGGGCGCCUGUUCUCCUGUGCCAGUAUUUCCUGCACCAGUGGGAGGUGUUUGCUUCAGAUUCUAAUACCCCUUUUCGCUCGGAAGUCGUCAAAACCAGUCUUCAGACGGCUUGUGAAAUUUUCCUGAAUUUGGUUGUGACUGCUCCUUAUUUAAUCAGCCGAGAAGAGAGUUUUGUGGCAUUGAUGGACGUGUUGCUGAAGUCGCUUCCUUCCCUCUGUGGCAGUCCUGAGCACCUUAGCCUGAUGGCCAACAUGUCAACCUUGGGGCUCAUGAUGGCCAGGAGGCUGUCCGCUCACCCAGUUCUCCAGGGGACCCCGGAAGCCGAGGGCUUCUUUGCUGCCGCCAUCCGAUUCCUGGCAGGAGCCUACGUGGCCCAGACCGCUCCUGCUGGCGAGAGUGUGGUCUUGAGCGUUUCCCCAGCCUACGAGGCAGCCUGGCCGGCCAUCCGCGAGUUGUGGUUCCUGGGGAUGCAGGCCUUUGCCAGCUGCGUCCCGCUCUUCCUGUGGCUGCCGCAGGACGUCCUGCGCUCCGGUUGGCUUCAGGAGCUCCUGGUGUUGCUGGGUUGUGUGGUGCCAAAGUCGGUGGAUCUGGAGCUUGUCACUGCCUUCCAAGGGGUCUUGGUGGAGUUGGCCCGAGCCAGUCAGCCCUGUUUGGAGGUGAUCCAGCAGCACCGGGGGCUGGAGCUGGCCAAUCUGUAUGGCAUGGCGGCCUUGGAGCAAUGUGUCUGUGAGCAGUGAGCACGCUUUCGAAAGCGUGGUGUGUUGCAUUGUGUUUCCUUCAUCCCACUGUGUGCAUUUGUCGGACAGAUGCUCUGUGAUCGGUAGGACAUGAUGUCUUGGGCCUUGCUUCCCAGAUGGCUGCGAUUUGUGUUGCCAAAGUGUUAUCCAACCGAUUGUGAUCUCGAAUCAAGUGCCGUUUCCUUGCUCUCUGUAGUACCGUUGAGCAACGCGAAAGAAAACAGGCCUGCCCGCCCAUGAUGGGUCAAGAAAGAGUUUAUGCCGAUGCAUGUUGGUGCUGUAUGACACUGUGAAGUGCUGUAAUGCAUGUAAUGAAGUGCUGUGAUCCAGAACCUACAGGUUAUGUUUGUGUGUUUAUGUAUUUAAAGGAUUUAAAGCCCACUUCUUGACCGAAUGGUCCUCAAGGCAGCUUACAACGGAUUGCAGUAAUAGAUUUAAAAACGAACAAAAAUGCACGCAUGUACAGCUUUGUAGUUGUUAGCUCUCUGGCCCAUGGCAGAGACUGCUUCCCUCUUCUUCUGCCAUCCCCUGAACGCUGGAUGUGGAACAAAGAAAUGCUAAAGAAACUCUGGUAGUCUAGGGAGGAAGAGGAGGAAUGUCUUGCAGUAUAUAGCUACAGAAAGCUCAUUGUACCUAAGGUGCCCUUUCAGUAACCUCAACUGGAGUCCUGGGUAGGCAUAAGCCAUGUUUUUGGGGGUCAUAAUGGGUAGAUUUCAGACGAUCUCAUUGGUGGUUGUCUCAGGACUCUGGCGUUGUUGGAGCGGUUUUCUUGAGAGAAGGUGAAUUUCUCGUGGGUUGGGCAACAAAGUCAAAGCAACUUCUCUGUUCAAAAAAUGGAUCGCUUUUUUGAAUCGACCGUAGUUGAUCGGAGAGGGGCCUCCCAGGCCACGUGUGAACUUAAAUGGGACCUUCUGAAUGUAAGCCAGACCCUCCGAACCGUCACGCUUGCUUGUUUUGGCCUUUUUGUAUCGUUCAGAAGCUGGGCUCCUGGAUGCAGCCAAUCUGUAUCGUGUUGUUGAGUGGCGGGUUGGAGCAACCCAUGAUGCUUUUGCCUUGGCUCACUUUCUCCUGGCAUUGCCAGCACAAUCAAUAAAGUGGUUUGGCUUAUAA